Panicum virgatum (switchgrass) is the source of this 1145-nucleotide messenger RNA. RefSeq names its product GDSL esterase/lipase At1g71250-like. The transcript has 3 exons. The record is from RefSeq and is a predicted model, not a curated record. Gene Ontology annotation, molecular function: hydrolase activity, acting on ester bonds. Lineage: Eukaryota; Viridiplantae; Streptophyta; Magnoliopsida; Poales; Poaceae. Bases 1 to 1125 code for a protein of 374 amino acids.
AUGGCGCUCCUCCUCCUCUUCCUCUCCAUCCUACUCUGCUUCGACGCCGCCGUGGCUGGGUCAUCUCGUUCUCCGGCCACCGAGCUCUUCGUCCUCGGCGACUCCACCGUCAGCUGCGCAGCCAGCAUUCUCCCCCUCAACCUCACCGCACCCUCCCUCCCCGCCGGCCCGUGCCUCUUCCCCUCCGCGCGCCGCCUCCUCCCCGACCACCUCGCCGCCAAGAUGGGGCUCCCAGCGCCGCCCCACAUCUCCACCCUCAACGGCACCGCGGCCGCCGCGGCGAGGGGCGUCAACUUCGGCGGCCAGUACGGCGACCGCGGGAUGUUCCGCAUGGGCGCCGUCGGGCAGCAGCUCCGCCUGGCCGCCGAGACUCUGCAGCUGCUGCAGCUCGAGGCGGGCACUCCGCAGGACGCCUCCGCCGCCGCGGCGGGCGCGGUGUUCGUCCUGUCCUUCGGCACCGACGCCUACGCGCGGCUGCUCGCGCGCGGGCCCGCCGAGGCCGACGCCGCCGCGCCCAAGCACGGCCGCCGCGGGCUCGGGCGCCUCCUCGCCGACCGCAUCGCCCGCGCCGUCUCAGAGCUGUACGAGGCGGACGUGAGGAGGGUGGCGGUGAUGGGGGUGGCGCCGCUGGGGUGCGCGCCGCGCGUCAUGUGGGAGGGGACGCGCGCUCUGGACGGCGGCCGCGGCGGCUGCGUGGAGGAGGCGAACGAGCUGAUCCAGGGGUACAACGCCAGGCUCGCGGCGAGGCUGGACGACCUGCGGCCGGAGCUGCCUGGCGCCGCCGUCGUGUUCUGCGACGUGUACAGGGGGAUGAUGGAGAUCCUCUCCAAUCCCGGCAGAUACGGGUUGGAGGAGACGAGGGAGGCGUGCUGCGGACUGGGCCCGUUCAAGGCGACGGUGGGGUGCCUGAGCAAGGAGAUGGCGUGCGGCGCGGCGGCGGCGGCACGGCACGUGUGGUGGGAUCUCUACAGCCCCACGGAGGCCGUGGACGCUCUCGUCGCCAACUGGUCGUGGGGGCGGUCGCCGGCGGAUUCGGCCUCCGGCUCCGGUGCGACGAUGAGCAGCAUCUGCAGCCCCAUCUCUUUGCAGCAGCUGGCAGCUGCUGAGGCGCCGGCGGCGGGUUAAAUAACUCCAGUUAUUUACUA